AUGCGGGCCUUCCAAGACGACCCCCUCGUGCAGUCCGUCACGGCCUACGUAAAAGAUUACAUGAAACACUACGACGCGUCUCACAGCUGGGACCACAUCGAGCGCGUUGUAGCCAUGGCGCACCACAUCUACACUCACUCCGACCCUGCCUUCCAAGCCACCCUCGACCUGCGCAUCAUCCACCUCGCCGCCCUGCUCCACGACGUGGGCGAUCACAAAUACCUCCAACCGCACGAGUCCCCCACCACCGCCGUCGCCAACCUGCUGACCUCCCUCUCGUGCCCGCCGGCGCUCGCCAACACGCUGCAGACCAUCUGCCUCGGGGUGAGCUACACGGCCGAGACGCGCGACCCGGCGCGCACGGCGGCGCUGGUGGCCGCGCACCCGGAGCUGGCGGUCGUGCAGGACGCCGACCGGCUGGACGCGAUCGGCGCGGUCGGGCUCGCGCGCAUGUUCACGUUCGGCGGCGCCCGGACGGGCCGCAGCAUGGCCGGCACCAUGGCGCACCUGGACGAGAAGCUGGUCAAGCUGGAGGGGAUGAUGAAGACGGCCGUUGGGAGGGAGGUGGCUAGGCGGAGGGGGGAGAGGUUGGCGGUGUUUAGGGGCUGGUGGGAGGAGGAGGUUGGUAGAGUCUGA
Thermothielavioides terrestris NRRL 8126 is the source of this 636-nucleotide messenger RNA. RefSeq lists its product as uncharacterized. Bases 1 to 636 code for a protein of 211 amino acids. The transcript is spliced from 3 exons. The record is from RefSeq and is a predicted model, not a curated record. NCBI's taxonomy places the organism in Eukaryota, Fungi, Ascomycota, Sordariomycetes, Sordariales, Chaetomiaceae.